Messenger RNA from Oenanthe melanoleuca, 1285 nucleotides. RefSeq names its product spectrin beta chain, non-erythrocytic 4-like. Gene Ontology annotation, molecular function: phospholipid binding; actin filament binding. Lineage: Eukaryota; Metazoa; Chordata; Aves; Passeriformes; Muscicapidae. The record is from RefSeq and is a predicted model, not a curated record. The coding region runs from base 1 to 1167 and encodes 388 amino acids. The transcript has 6 exons. Gene Ontology annotation, biological process: actin cytoskeleton organization. Gene Ontology annotation, cellular component: cortical actin cytoskeleton; cell junction; plasma membrane.
AUGUCCAUCAUAUCCAUCACCAUCUCCAUUAUGUCCAUCUCCACUCCACCCAAUCCCACCCCACAAAUGGAGAAGCUCAAGGCUGAACAGAACAAGCAGCCGCCGACGCCGCUCCUGACCCGCAAAUUUCUGGGGGAACCCCUGGGAGGUGCCGACCCUCGCCAGCUGGAGCCGCACGUCACCUACGUCCGGCACGAGCUGCGGCCAGAGCGCCUCCAGCCCAAGCUUGACCGCGUCCAGACUCUGACCAGCGAGGGAGGACCCUCUGAGCCACUCCCGACCACAGCCGCCGUCACCGUGGCCUCCCCUGCCGAGCCCUCGGUGGCCCCCAAGGCCGAGGAGCCCGGUGAGGUCUGGUCGGUGCUGCCGGAGCGGCGCCAGGAGCGCUGGUUGGAGCGUCAGGAGUCCAGCAAGCCGGAGCUGCCAUGGCACGAGGGGAAGGGCGGUGGCAAAGCCACCCUGUCCGACAUCGUGGAGCAGCUGCAGGAGAAGGAGGCGGGCGGGCCCGUGCCAGCUUUGCCCCGUGACCACGACUCCCCCGCCCGUCUCUGCCCUGGCCCUGAGGCUCUGCCGGAGAGGACCCCGAGGCUGGACUGUCCGUGGGAGCGGGACCGGCCGAAGCCGCGGCACCGGCCGCGCCCCAAGGACUCAGUGCAGGGUCCGGGGGAGCCGCGGCGCUCGCGGUCGGCGCUGGCACAGGGCAGCACGCCACUGCCGCCAAGCCCCGCACACACGGUGACGCACGAGGGGUUCCUGCUGCGCAAGCAUGAGCUCGACAGCGCCGACAAGAAGGCGUCCAACAGGUCCUGGGUGAACCUCUACUGCGUGCUGGCCAAGGGCAACCUGGGCUUCUACAAGGACGCCAAGGGCCCGGCGGCCGGCGCCACGCACGCCGGUGAGCCGCUGCUCAGCCUGCACCGCGCCGCCAGCGACGUGGCCAGCGACUACAAGAAGAAGAAAAACGUCUUCAAGCUCACGACCGGCGACGGGAGCGAGUUCCUGCUGCAGGCCAAGGACGAGGAGGACAUGCAGGGCUGGCUGCGGGCUCUGGCCGCCAGCGCCCAGGAACACGCCGAGCUGGCCCGGUGGCAGCAGGGCCUCCUCACCACCUCCUCCACCGACGAGGGGCUCCCACGGCGCGACCCCGACCGGCCCCGACGGAAGUGACUCCCCCAAAACCCCAAAUUUGGGGUCCCAAGCCCCCCCUCAAAACCCCAAUUGCGGGGUGCCGGUCCUUCCCAAACCCCUGAUUUGGGGUCCCAGCCUCCCAGUUUUAGGGUCCUGA